AUGCGAGCACAUAUUAUUGGUCGUACGGCACUGCGCGUGCGUGACCGUAUCGUUGGCGGAUUGCAGCCAAUUAACGGAGCUUUACGCAUAUCGCAACGCAAUGUUUCAAAUGCUGCCGAUACAAACGCUCUUGAAAUGAUGGAUUGCAAUGGAGUUAUGGGAUCAUACGCUAAGGCCCUUUACCUUGCCGCGAAAGAAGCGCAAAAUGUCGAAACCGUCAUGCGAGACCUAAACAAUCUACAAGAAGCUAUGGCUAUAUCUGAAGAAUUUAAGAUAUUUGUCUCUAGCCCGUGUUUGCGUUCAACAACCAAGGUUGACUUUCUGCGCGACGACAUCAAGGCACUGGGUAUGCCAUCUUUGCAAAAGCAGACAUUGUUAUGUUUGGAAAUACUUUUUGAACAACGUCGUUCUGGAGAUCUUCCUACAUUGGCGAAGCUAUUCGAGACCUUGUACAUGGCCACCAAAGGUCAGGUAAAAUGCUUCGUACACUCCGCGGCUGAUCUCAGUGCAAAACACAAAGGGGCACUAGAAAAUGCCCUAAAGAAGCGUCUAGGCAGCUCAUCGCAACCUGCAGUGGUUUACAACGUCAAUCCAAACCUUAUGGGAGGAUUGCUCGUACGUAUAGGUGAUCAGGUCAUUGAUGCUUCUGUGACUGCCAAACUUGAUCGUAUGCACUCACAACUUUCACACGCGACCUGA
Messenger RNA from Babesia sp. Xinjiang, 699 nucleotides. It is a transcript of the gene atp-5, whose product is annotated as putative ATP synthase subunit. Gene Ontology annotation, biological process: proton motive force-driven ATP synthesis. The transcript has a single exon. Gene Ontology annotation, molecular function: proton-transporting ATP synthase activity, rotational mechanism. Lineage: Eukaryota; Apicomplexa; Aconoidasida; Piroplasmida; Babesiidae. The record is from RefSeq and is a predicted model, not a curated record. The coding region runs from base 1 to 699 and encodes 232 amino acids.